Molecule: messenger RNA, 4451 nt
Organism: Copidosoma floridanum
Lineage: Eukaryota; Metazoa; Arthropoda; Insecta; Hymenoptera; Encyrtidae
Gene: Abl
Product: tyrosine-protein kinase Abl
Biological process (GO): protein phosphorylation
Molecular function (GO): non-membrane spanning protein tyrosine kinase activity; ATP binding; protein binding
Source: RefSeq, a predicted model, not a curated record
AUGGUAGAGUAUAAAAAGGAUGGUAUCUCUGAAUUUGCCUUGGAAAAAGCCUUACUUCAAAGUAGACCAUUACCUCACAUACCUGCUCUACCAGACGGAGAUCCUCCAAGUGGUUCAAGUGUUCAAACUAUGUCUCAACAGCUUAACUUGGAUCCACAUUCAUCUUCAUCGAGCAGUGGCCUUCUUGAAGCAGCAAAUAGAUGGACAAGUAAAGAAAAUCUUUUAACUCAAGAAGAAGAUGACCCACAACUUUUUGUCGCAUUGUAUGAUUUUCAAGCAGGGGGUGAAAAUCAGCUGGGAUUAAAAAAAGGUGAACAAGUCCGAAUAUCAAGUUACAACAAAAGUGGAGAGUGGUGUGAAGCUCAUUCAAACAGUGGCCAAGUUGGCUGGGUGCCAUCAAAUUAUGUAACUCCCUUGAAUUCCUUAGAAAAACAUUCUUGGUAUCAUGGUAGAAUAUCAAGAAAUGCAGCUGAGUAUCUUUUAAGUUCUGGAAUAAAUGGCAGUUUUCUUGUCCGUGAUUCCGAAAGUAGUCCUGGACAGCGCAGCAUAUCUUUGCGGUAUGAAGGACGAGUAUAUCAUUACAGAAUUAAUGAAGACAUUGAUGGAAAAAUGUACGUGACAACAGAAAGUAUUUUUAACACACUAGCAGAAUUGGUCCACCAUCAUUCUAUGGUUGCAGAUGGCCUUAUUACGCAGCUCUUAUACCCAGCACCGAAGCGUAACAAACCAACAGUGUUCCCCCUUAGUCCAGAACCUGAUGAAUGGGAAAUCAGCAGAACUGACAUAGUUAUGCGACAUAAGCUAGGUGGAGGACAGUAUGGAGAUGUAUAUGAAGCGGUGUGGAAACGGUACAGCAUGACAGUUGCAGUGAAAACUCUUAAAGAGGAUACCAUGGCACUUAAAGAUUUUUUAGAAGAAGCAGCAAUCAUGAAAGAAAUGAAGCACAGAAAUUUAGUUCAACUUAUAGGCGUGUGUACGAGAGAACCGCCCUUUUAUAUUAUAACUGAAUUCAUGAGCAAAGGAAAUUUACUCGAUUAUUUACGUAAUGAAAAUAAGCAUCAAAUAAAUGCUGUAGUUUUAAUGCACAUGGCAACACAAAUUGCCAGUGGAAUGAGCUAUCUCGAAAGCCGAAAUUUCAUUCACAGGGACUUAGCUGCUCGAAACUGCCUCGUUGGAGAAAGUCAUUUGGUAAAGGUUGCUGAUUUUGGUUUAGCCAGACUGAUGAGAGAUGACACUUACACUGCUCAUGCAGGUGCAAAAUUUCCAAUCAAAUGGACAGCUCCUGAAGGAUUAGCUUACAACAAAUUUUCAACUAAAUCUGACGUUUGGGCGUUUGGAAUUUUACUUUGGGAGAUCGCCACGUAUGGUAUGUCUCCGUACCCUGGAGUUGAUUUAACAGAUGUUUAUCAUAUGUUGGAGAAAGGUUAUCGGAUGGAAUGCCCUCCUGGUUGUCCACCUAAAGUAUAUGAUCUCAUGCGACAGUGUUGGCACUGGCCUACUGCAGACAGACCUACAUUUAAGGAAAUUCACCACUCUUUAGAAAAUAUGUUUCAGGAGUCAAGCAUAACAGAAGAAGUAGAAAAGCAGUUGCAAGGCAACGGUGAACAACUACAACUAUUGUCUAGUAACAGCAUACAAACUGGAAGUGCGGGAAAUAUACAUGGUCUUGUUCUUGUUUCUGAGCAACACAUUUCUAGUGGAAAUCAAGAUUCAACAAAUUCGUGUAAUAAAUUAAGUACUUUUACGGGAGGUUUCUCAAGUAAAGCUACUCAAAGUCUAGUACAGAUGAGACGCUCAACAAAUAAGAAGGGUAAACAAGCACCAGCUCCACCUAAGCGAACAAGUCUUUUAUCGUCAUGUAGCUCUUUUCGAGAUUCUGCAUAUCAAGACCAAGAUCCUCAGAGUAUUGAAGUCUCCAAUGCUACUAUUCAUGGUGGUACUGACCGCAACGGUAUUGACAACAUAUUGCAAGAAAGAUUUCUACUUCCUCUUACGUGCUACGAGAGUAAGCUCGUCCAUGUGGGAGCUUUGGAGGUGCAAAAUGUUAAAAGGGCUAUUAAUCGGUAUGGCACGCUACCUAAGAAUGCAAGGAUUGGUGCAUAUCUUGAGUCCUUGCGUCAUAGUAGCAUACCGUCAAAUCAUGACAGUAACAGUAGCUUUCUGGUAUCUCCGUUGGAUACCUCUAGCACUGAGCAGCAGCAGCAGCAGUCGCAGCAACAGCAACAAUAUCGUUCUCUCUCGCCUCGCCAAAGCAGCUUCCACAGUCAGGCGCAAAUAAUCAGCAGUAUUUCUUUAAGCGGAGAUGUUACCACGUAUCAGCCAUCUAAUUUACUACCUGGGCGAAACAUUGGUGCUGUUUUGCGAAAGCCCAGCACUGGUUUCGAGAGUAGCAACUUUCAACCGUCAAUUGGAAACUGUACCUUUCGGAAAGCAAGUCCUCCUCGGUCAGCUCAACCAAGCUUAGCCGAUCUUGAGUUUCCACCACCACCACCAUUGGAUCUCCCUCCACCUUUACCAACAUCCAAUUUGCUUUUAGACUGUUCUGUCAAUCAGUGUGAACAGUUGCUGCUGCCAUCGACCGUUUCGACUUCGAGUAACAGACAAGUGCCAUUGACAUUGGUAACGAACUCACCUUGCACCUUAAAAAAAACUAAAAGUAUGCUGAGUGAGAAUCCAGCAGCUCGUGAGCGAAACGGUGACCUUCAGUCAGCUGAACCUUCAGUGAAAGAAGCCAGUUCGAGAUUUGGUGUAAGCCUACGGAAGCGAGAAGAACAGCAACAACAGAAGAUUAGCGAGAUUGUUAAAGUAACAUCUGAUGAUUGCGAUGGUUGUGAAGAAAUCUUGCUUCAGGUUGACACAGCUAUGCAGACUGCAAUGACUCCCACGCCUUCACCUCCUCCUUUACCGCCCUCCCUCGUAUCAUCGAGUCAUAACACGCAGAAUAACCUAAGCACCUUUUCUUCGAAACCCGGAUUGAAAGAAAUGCUCGAGCUCAAGCUCAUCAAUGAAAUCAAGCAAAGCUGUGGUGAGUCAAAGCCUAGCGGCACUUUAAAGAGGAGCAAUAUUUCAAGCAGCAGCAGUGCUCCUUUAGAUCCAGCCUCACAGUUACUAUCUGAGCUUUGUGAGAAUUUUAGUGCUGAUACAAGUAAGCAAAACGAAUACGCGAGUUCGAACGUUGUUAUCAGUUUUACUAAUGCUGUAGAUCUGAAAAAACAACAACAGCAGCAACAAUCGCCGCACGUAGAGCCCACAGGACUUGGUUUCAAAUUAAAAAAAGUUGAGCGGAAAAUGAAUGUCUUGGCAAAGGUAGAAGUUCCAGAUUCUCAAGUAAUUAAUUUUAAGGCUCGACUGCGGAAAGUUGAUAAUAUCGCAGAUAAAUCUUUGUCAGUUUCACUGGUGGAAGAUACAAGCGAUAAAAAAUUGGAUGAUAAGAAGACAAGUAUCACCGAUCUACUAGAUUGUCUAACAGAUGAACAGCUAGAGGACAAAAGACGUAGCACCGGUAGCAUCAAUAGCUUGAAAAAACUGUGGGAGAACAAGGAUACCUUGAGUGCUGGCAGCGAAAUAGCCGGUACACAACCCUCUGCUCCUGGCAGUCCAAAAUUUAGUAAUGCUGGUCACGCUGAAUCAGUAAGUAAACAAUUCGAACAAGACACUGCUAACGAGUCAGUUGGUAAAGAAUUAUCAGAGAAUUUCAGUAUUAUGUCAACGCGUAGCUCACAAACGAGCAGAAAUGAUGAACGUAUGCCAUGGCCGCCAAUCGAACCUGAGGGGUCGACAGUGCUUGUCAAGCCAGCCAAAUCUCUUGUCUGUUCAGGUAAACGUUUUGGCACAUCAAUUUACGCAAUACCCAACUUAUAUAAAAAUGUCAGCACUGAGAAGGAGCCAAAAGAGCAGGAGGAAGAGGAACAGCAACAGCAGCAAAAUCAAAGCCCUGAACUUAUUUCAAAAACAGGCCAUAAACUGAGUAUUCUCGAGAUCGCAAGUAGUAUUGAGAAUGUCAUUAUCGAUCUAAAGGACAACUCUAAUGUAGCUGUGGUCAGCUGGCUUCAGUUGUCAGACAAGGUUAGUUUAUUAUACGGUAUGUGUAACAGCUACACUCAAGAUGCACAGAUUCCACCCCACACCAAGUUCCAGUUUCAUGACUUACUGUCUCGGCUUGAGUUGCAGGCACGAAAAAUUAGAGCAGCUAGUAUGUGUAACACGGUUGAAAAUGCCAAAUUACUUAUGGAUCUACAUAACACUAUUAAAGAUGUAAGUAACGUUGUACAGAGAUGAAAGCGCAACAUCGAGGCUUGAAAUUACAUUACUGUUGACGCUGCCAACACCGUUAUAAGCACAUAAUUAUUUAAGUGCCGUCAGCGAGGCUAGCAAUUGACAUGCUUACGCAUGUACGCGUAACCAAAAACUUUAAAAAAUUGUUGAAACAUCAAAAGACCGCGUGAAAAGGG